AUGUCCCGACCACAACUGCAAACCCGGCCCUCCAGCGUCGUCGCACGGCAAAAGACAAUCAUCCUGGUGACGGGCGGGAAUACAGGGAUUGGCUACGAAAUCGUCAAGAGGCUCGCCGGCGAUAGCCCAAACAACCAGGUUCUGAUGGGAUGCCGCGACACUCAGAAGGGGGAAGAAGCGGUGGCGAGCAUGGGCGCGCCCAUCAACGUCAACCCCAUCCAACUCGACAUCACCGACGACCAAUCCAUCGAGCACUGCUUCCUUGCCAUCCAGCAGCAUUUCGGCAGACUCGACGUCCUGAUCAACAAUGCCGGGACCGCCGCGCAACAUCUGCCCCCAGACGCCACGACGCGACAAAAAUUCGACCUCUGCUUGAACGUGAACGUUACCUCUACCGCCGUGUUCACCGAGACCCUGGCGCCAUUACUCGAAAAGUCCAAGCUGCCCAAAGUUAUCUUCAUAUCCUCCACCUUGGGAUCGUUACAGACUACCCUCGAUCGUGGCCUCAUGUACAAGGGACCCUGGUAUAAUUCGAGCAAAUCCGCCGUGAACGCGCUCGCCGUGUAUUAUUCCAAAUUGUACCCACGUUGGAAGGUCAACAGCGUGUGUCCAGGGUACCGUGCGACGGGUUUGAACAAUGCGGAGCUGACCAAGGACGAAUUGCACCCGAAGUUGGGAGCUGUCAGGGUGGCCGAGUUGGUAGCUCAAGGGCCGGAUGGAGUGACUGGGACAUAUUCGAGGUCGGGCAGUGAGAUACCUUGGUGA
This is a messenger RNA of Cladophialophora psammophila CBS 110553, 765 nucleotides long. RefSeq lists its product as uncharacterized. The transcript has a single exon. Gene Ontology annotation, cellular component: membrane. The coding region runs from base 1 to 765 and encodes 254 amino acids. The record is from RefSeq and is a predicted model, not a curated record. NCBI's taxonomy places the organism in Eukaryota, Fungi, Ascomycota, Eurotiomycetes, Chaetothyriales, Herpotrichiellaceae.